Molecule: messenger RNA, 2754 nt
Organism: Cynocephalus volans (Philippine flying lemur)
Lineage: Eukaryota; Metazoa; Chordata; Mammalia; Dermoptera; Cynocephalidae
Gene: SLC4A1
Product: solute carrier family 4 member 1 (Diego blood group)
Exons: 19
Coding region: 1-2754 (917 amino acids)
Biological process (GO): regulation of intracellular pH; monoatomic anion transport; bicarbonate transport
Cellular component (GO): plasma membrane; basolateral plasma membrane
Molecular function (GO): monoatomic anion transmembrane transporter activity; solute:inorganic anion antiporter activity; bicarbonate transmembrane transporter activity
Source: RefSeq, a predicted model, not a curated record
AUGGGGGACUUGCAGGAGGAUUUCGAAGACGUGCUGGAAGAGAUUCUAGAGCCAGAAGAAUAUGAAGACCCCGGUGACCCCGUGCUCCAGGUGGAGGAGCCAGAAGCUCACCACACCGAGCCAACAGCCACAGACUACCACGCCACAUCGUACCCAGGCACUCACGAGGUCUACGUGGAGCUGCAGGAACUGGUGAUGGACGAGAAGAACCAGGAGCUGCAAUGGAUGGAAGCGGCACGCUGGGUGCGACUAGAGGAGAACCUGGGGGAGGACGGGGCCUGGGGCCGCCCGCACCUGUCUUACCUCACCUUCUGGAGCCUCCUGGAGCUGCAGAGAGUCUUUGCCAAGGGUACUGUCCUUCUGGACCUGUCAGAGACCUCCCUGGCUGGGGUGGCCAACCAGCUGCUGGACAGGUUUAUCUACGAGGAGCAGAUCCGGCCCGAGGACCGAGAUGAGCUGCUCCGGGCCCUGCUGCUCAAACACAGCCACGCUGGAGACCUGGAGGCCCUGGGGGCUGUGAAGCCCACAGUCAUGGCGCGCUCUGGGGAUCCUUCACAGCCUCUGCUUCCCCAAAGCCCCUCACUGGAGACACAGCUCUUCUGUGUGCAGGGAGAGGGGGGCUCGGAAGAGCGCUCAACAUCUGGAAUUCAGGAGAAGAUUCCCCCGGAUUCAGAGGCCACGCUGGUGCUAGUGGGCCGCGCUGCCUUCCUGGAGCGGCUGGUUCUGGGCUUCGUGCGGCUGAAGGAGCCAGCAGCGCUGGAGGCCCUGGAGCUGCCCCUGCCUGUGCGCUUCCUCUUCGUGUUGCUGGGACCCGAGGCCCCCCACACCGACUACACCCAGCUUGGUCGGGCUGCUGCCACCCUCAUGUCAGAGAGGGUGUUCCGCACAGAUGCCUACCUAGCGCAGAGCCGGGGAGAGCUAGUGCGCUCCCUGGAGGGCUUUCUGGACAGCAGCCUGGUGCUGCCCCCCACAGACGUCCCCUCUGAGCAGGCCCUGCUCAGUCUGGUGCCCGUGCAAAGGGAGCUGCUUCGGAGGCGCUACCUGCCCAGCCCUGCCAAGCCAGACCCCACCUUCUACAAGGGCCUAGAUUUGAAUGGGGGCCCAGGGAGCCCUGGUGUUCCAGAUGACCCUCUGCAGCGAACAGGCAGGCUCUUUGGAGGCCUCGUACGUGACGUCCGGCGCCGCUACCGCCACUACCUGAGUGACAUCACUGACGCGUUCAGCCCCCAGGUCCUGGCUGCCGUCAUCUUCAUCUACUUUGCUGCCCUGUCACCUGCCAUUACUUUUGGUGGCCUCCUGGGAGAAAAGACCGGGAACCAGAUGGGGGUGUCAGAGCUGCUCAUCUCUACUGCAGUGCAGGGCGUCCUCUUCACACUGCUGGGGGCUCAGCCGUUGCUCGUGGUUGGCUUCUCAGGACCGCUGCUGGUGUUUGAGGAAGCCUUCUUCUCGUUCUGCGAGACACACCAGCUGGAGUACAUCGUGGGCCGCGCGUGGAUCGGCUUCUGGCUCAUCCUGCUGGUGGCGCUGGUGGUGGCCUUUGAGGGCAGUCUCCUGGUCCGCUUCAUCUCCCGCUACACCCAGGAGAUCUUCUCCUUCCUCAUCUCCCUCAUCUUCAUCUAUGAGACCUUCUCCAAGCUGAUAAAGAUCUUCCAGGACCAUCCACUGCAGAAACAUUAUGACUCCAAUGUGAUGAUUACAUCCAAACCUCAGGCCCCCCUGCCCAACACAGCCCUCCUCUCCCUCGUGCUCAUGGCUGGCACCUUCUUCUUCGCCAUGAUGUUGCGCAAGUUCAAAAACAGCUCCUACUUCCCCGGAAAGCUGCGUCGGAUCAUCGGGGACUUCGGGGUCCCCAUCUCCAUCUUGAUCAUGGUCCUAGUGGAUUUCUCCAUCCAGACCACCUACACCCAGAAACUCUCCGUGCCGGAUGGCCUCAAGGUGUCCAACUCCUCAGCCCGGGGCUGGGUCAUCCACCCACUCGGCUUGUAUAAAGACUUCCCUAUCUGGAUGAUGUUUGCCUCCGCCCUGCCAGCUCUGCUGGUCUUCAUCCUCAUAUUCCUGGAGUCUCAGAUCACCACGCUGAUUGUCAGCAAACCUGAGCGCAAGCUGAUCAAGGGCUCCGGCUUCCACCUGGACCUGCUGCUGGUGGUGGGCAUGGGCGGGGUGGCUGCGCUCUUUGGGAUGCCCUGGCUCAGUGCCACCACCGUGCGUUCUGUCACCCACACCAACGCCCUCACUGUCAUGGGCAAGGCCAGCACCCCAGGGGCUGCAGCCCAGAUCCAGGGUGUCAAGGAGCAGCGGAUCAGUGGGCUCCUGGUCUCUGUACUCGUGGGCCUGUCUAUCCUCAUGGAGCCCAUCCUGUCCCGCAUCCCCCUGGCUGUGCUGUUUGGCAUCUUCCUCUACAUGGGGGUCACAUCCCUCAGUGGCAUCCAGCUCUUUGACCGCAUCUUGCUUCUGUUCAAGCCACCCAAGUUCCACCCGGAUGUGCCCUACGUCAAGCGGGUGAAGACCUGGCGCAUGCACCUGUUCACAUGCAUCCAGAUCAUUUGCCUGGUAGUGCUGUGGGUGGUGAAGUCCACGCCUGCCUCACUGGCCCUGCCCUUUAUCCUCAUCCUCACUGUGCCCCUGCGACGCUUCCUGCUGCCACUCAUCUUCAGGAAACUGGAGCUCCAGUGUCUGGAUGCCGAUGAUGUCAAGGUGACCCUUGAUGAGGAGGAAGGUCGGGAUGAAUAUGAUGAAGUGCCUAUGCCUGUGUGA